Messenger RNA from Phyllostomus hastatus (greater spear-nosed bat), 5123 nucleotides. It is a transcript of the gene FAM114A1, whose product is annotated as family with sequence similarity 114 member A1. The transcript has 14 exons. The record is from RefSeq and is a predicted model, not a curated record. Lineage: Eukaryota; Metazoa; Chordata; Mammalia; Chiroptera; Phyllostomidae. Bases 99 to 1811 code for a protein of 570 amino acids.
CCUCCGGCCGCGUCCCCGCUGGCCCUGCCGACGUGGCGGGGCGGGACCCGCCCGGAGCUCCAGCGCGCACCCGCCAGCCUGAGCGGUAAUAAGAAAAAAUGUCUGAUGAUGCUGGUGACACGGUAGCCACUGGAGACAAAGCAGAAAUUACCGAGAUGCCCAACAGUGAUUCUUUACCCAAAGAUGCAGAGGCACACUGUGAUUCAGCGACAAUUUCAAAUGAGCCGACCCUGGCUGACCCUGGAGGCGAGGUGCAUGAAAAUGCAGCCAUUCAGGGUGCAGAGGCUGCUGACGCUGGGCACCUGGAGCAGCCCAAAGACACCAGUGCUGUGGACCCCCCACUCAAUGGAGAAGUGGCUGAGGAUGUGCUCACCGAAUGCAUCGACGCUGUCAGCCUGGAGGCAGAACUUGGAUCCGAAAUACCCCUGAAAGAACAGAAUAAUCCGGCUAUGGAUCUCCCUCCACACGGAGGGGCAUGGGCAGGCUGGGGCUCCUGGGGCAAAUCUCUGCUGUCCUCCGCAUCUGCCACAGUAGGUCACGGACUGACAGCAGUCAAGGAAAAAGCAGGGGCCACUCUACGGAUUCAUGGCGGGAAUUCCGGCUCCCCUGAAGGGGCCCAACCCGACACGGAAAACAGCGCCCCUCAAACAGAUGCAGCCGCAGAUCAGAGCCCUGCGGAAGGCCCACCCACUUCUCCGUCCUCGGGGUCUCGGGGCAUGCUGUCAGCCAUCACCAAUGUGGUUCACAACACAGGGAAGAGCGUCUUGACAGGCGGGCUCGACGCCCUGGAGUUCAUCGGCAAGAAAACCAUGACUGUGCUCGCGGAGAGCGACCCGGGCUUCAGGCGCACCAAGACGCUCAUGGAGAGAACCGUGUCCUUGUCUCAGAUGUUACGGGAGGCCAAGGAGAAAGAGAAGCAGAGACUGGCGCAGCAGCUCCCGGCCGGGAGGACUGCACACUACGGGAUGCUGUUUGACGAGUAUCAAGGUUUGUCACACCUGGAAGCUCUGGAAAUUCUGUCCAAUGAAAGUGAAAGCAAGGUUCAGUCAUUUCUCGCAUCAUUUGAUGGAGAGAAGCUGGAGCUCUUAAAAAAUGACCUAAUUUCCAUUAAAGACAUCUUUGCAGCCAAAGAGAUGGAGAAUGAAGAGAAUCAGGAAGAUCAAGGCUCAGAAGAAAAGGGAGGAGAAUUUGCUAGCAUGCUUACAGAGCUUCUCUUUGAAUUACAUGUUGCAGCCACGCCUGACAAACUCAAUAAGGCCAUGAAGAAGGCCCAUGACUGGGUGGAAGAGGAUCAGACCGUCGUGCCAGUGGGUGUGGGCGAUGGGGCGGAGGAGAAAACUAAGGAGGAAGAGAAGGAAGAGAAACCUGAAAACCCCGAAGACGACAAAAAGGAGGAAAGGAGAACUAAAACAGUGGAGGAAGUGUACAUGCUGUCCAUUGAAAGUCUGGCAGAAGUCACAGCACGCUGUAUCGAGCAGCUUCACAAAGUAGCGGAAUUGAUUCUUCAUGGGCAAGAAGAGGAAAAACCAGCUCAGGACCAAGCAAACGUUCUGAUAAAAUUAACUACUGCAAUGUGCAAUGAAGUAGCCUCCUUAUCAAAGAAGUUUACAAAUUCCUUAACCACUGUUGGGAGCGACAAGAAGGCUGAGGUCCUUAACCCCAUGAUCGAUAGUGUAUUGUUAGAGGGCUGCAAUAGCACGACCUACAUCCAGGAUGCCUUCCAGCUGCUGCUGCCCGUUCUGCAGGUUUCACACAUCCAGACCAGUUGUUCAGAAGCACAGCCGGGAGCUGGCCAGACCCCACCCAGUUAGAGGGAACAGCGGGCCACGUUGCUUUGCUGCGUGUAUCAUUGAAGGCGUUGCCUUCCACGCAUCUGGCCACAGACACCCAUCUGAGGACACUACGAGCAAUUUUGCACAGACAGUAUUGAGAAUGCAAGUUUAAAGAGAAUAUUACUUCGGUUAUUUUACAAAUAAUUGUGUUUUCUUGGUGUUAAUUUAAAUGUACACAGCUUUGUGUUGAUAAUUUUCUUUAAUCUGAAAUUCAUUCACAAAUACUGCCGUUUCCCUGGUCAAGCGUGCUAUAUACUUGGAGAUUCGUGGGCAAACCUUAGACUUUAUUUUUAAUCCUUUAAAUUUACACCUUUAAAUUUUCUAUUCUUAAAGUAUUUCUUUAAGUCAACUCCUAUACUAAACUUAGUUUUGUUACAUAAAUGUCUUGGACAAAGAUAACACUACUUAUAGAUUUAGCUAUAAUAGUUAAAGGGGAACAUAAGUAUCUCUUUAGAGCCAUUCCUUCUUGAAACAAGCAUUUAUUGAGCUCCUACUAUAUGCUCACAAUAGAGGAAUAUGAUCUAACUCCAAUAAAGACAAGUAUUCUGAAAGAGGGUUUAUAAUAAUUCUUAAACUGCAUUAAAAUACUAAUAAAUUUUCUAAACCUUAAAAAAUUUAAAGAACAAGGUACAUUUAUGGUUUUAAAAAUGUCUACUCUUGAACUUAUUGUAUUUUCCCACCCUUUCUGAACUCUUUUACCCCAAACUUUGUAUACGGUAUGAAAAUGUAUAUGAAAGGGGGUACUACAGAGGAUUUAGUUUAAAAUUGACUUCUUAUGACCGUAAAUUCAUGAUAGCACAAUUACAAAUCUUAGAAGUGUUCAAAUAGAAAAUCAAAGGGAUUUCAACAUGGUAGACUCCUAGGACUACAUUUUUAAAUCUACUGUGGCUGAGUCGGGCUGUUUUAUGAACACACAGAUCAUUCUCGCCCGGAGCAAAUAUCAUCCUUCCUGCGAAGGGGCAGAAGAUGCUGGUGUGCGGGCCGACUGACUGGUGUAUUGACCCGGGAAGGGAGGCACAGAGGAGCCUGCAGCCAGGAGAGGCGUUGCCCACGGGCACUUCUCUUCCUGAAGGCCCGUGCUGUGUCCUGGGUGGGGUGCUCUAUCCUGUUUCUCUCUCAGACGCCCUUACAGGCCAUUGCAGGAUGUCUUGCCCAGGGGCUCUCUUCAGGGCAAAUAAAGCCUGUACUUUCCCACGUGUGGGAAACCCUGCCUUUGCGUUUGCUUUUAUUGCCCUGAUGGAGUACACUAUCUUUGUUCCACACAGGCACUCCUUUGUCUGUGUUGUGUCUUCAUUGGUGUGCAUCCUGAAACGGCCAGAUAGAAAACAUCAAAACUAUUUAUUUACAAUCUGGAAAAAUACUAUUCAAGGAAUCAGCUAAAGAUUUUGUUUACUUGCUUUUUGAUUGCCUGAAAUGUUCCUGUUAUUAAAUCUAGAAGACGAUUAGCUGAUGAAAAUGUUGUUCUACCUCUUCAGAAAUUUUAGACGUUUUAUGUGGGGAGCAGAGAGGAAAGGACUUACACAAUUUCUUCACAUCAGAUUUUUUUAGCAUCAGAUAGAUUUAUAGACAUUCACUGGAAAUGCCAAAGAAACAAAUCAUCUCAAAGAAGCUAGAUUUCCAGAAUUAGACUUUAACUCUAACUACACCCAUUCAGUGCAUACCAAAAUUUUAAUCAUGAAAUAAAAUAGAAACCUAUAGAAGAAUGAGAUAACUAUUCUUUUUAAAGUGGGUGACAUCAUUUAUGUUGCAUUUUCAUGUGUUUUAAUCGAAUACUGAAAGUUGCCAGGUAAAGAUAUGAACUGAGAAAUGAUUCCCAGAGCCCAGCUUCAUGGUCUGUGAACUAUAUUAUUUAAAAGAGAAUACUCAGUCACUAUAUAUCCACCCUCCAGGAUUUCUCUCUUUCAGUGCUGUUUUUUCACCGUCACUUUAAAUGAUUGCUCCUUUGCUUUGCUUUAAAAGCUGGCAAAGCACAGGAUCCCGAUCUGGGCAAAAUGUCUGUCAGUCACUGAAGGAAUGAUUUAGCAGGCUUACUUUGAAAGCUUUCUAUUCCUUCAAUAACCCUGUACAUAAAUUGGGUUCAUUUCACUCUGUGCCAUUACCCUGAAUAAGAGUGCCAGAUUUUUCUUCCAUCAAGUGCAAAAUAAGUUCCAGUCUAAAUAAUGAAUGCAGUUCUGUGCCUGUGCUUUUUAUUAGAUAAAAAGCAUCAAAAGCCUAUUUCAAACUCAAAGCAAAAAUACGUCCAAGGAAAAUUCCUUGGGGGUAUUGAUAUGCACGCCACUAAAGGGCAAGAUCGAGGCCCAAAUCUGAAAGCAGGGGUCCAGUCUUAAACAGCCUCCCCUCCUGAGAAUAGGCGUCUCUCUUUUCUCUGGGUCUCACACUGGGCUGCACUUGAAGUGCACGGUUAAAUGCGUGGUGUGAGUAGCUGGAGGCAGUGGCAGGACUGAGCCGUGUCCCUUAUCCCAACUCAGGAACCAGGGAUCUCAGCUGCCUUCACAAGCGAUGAAAGGAGCCCUGGCCUCGGGCAGCCUAAAGGAAAGUGCUGACUACUGGGUAGAUACCGGAACCCAGAAAUGAGAGCGUUUCUGUCUUUGUAGCAGUCAGCUGCCCCAGGUGCUCGCACACGUCUGGAAAGCCACCUUCGAGAUGAGCAGCCACUUCAGUGGUGCUCACUGCCCGCUUCAGUGAGCAACAAAAGCAGGCGGAUUCCAACACCAGUCAUCCCAGAAGUCCAAAAUGCAACGUGUCUUAGGUCACUUAGCAAAAACAUGAAAUAAACAUAUUUCUCUCCUCCCCUAAAAAAACAUAUAUGUGUACACAUUUUAUGUGCAUGUACAUGUAUGCAUGCGGAGCAGAGGGGGUGGAUCAUACUACAUGACUUCAAUCUCUAUUUAAUUUUAUAAAAGCAAUUAUUCUUCAGGGUUAAGGUCAUUUUUGUAAUGUAAAAAUUGCCCUUUGAUCUUCUUCUCAGGCGUGCCCUACAUUUUUAUAUUCAGAUCCAGCUCCAACUUGGUUCUUAAAUUCUUGUGUUUGUAAAGGCACAUCAGAAGGGAUCAUCCUGGAAACUCCUCAGAGAACUGUAAUUUUGCCCAGUUUUUGUAGUUGAUUAGAAUGGGAAAAGCUGUAGGAGUGGAUUCAGACAAAGGGGGAAAAAAAGAAAUCUUUGUUAACCAUUCGUUUCAUUUUCCUAGACAUUUCAUUAUUUAUUCGGGUUUAUAUGUUCCUUUUCUAUAUGCUCAUCUGUAACAGAUGCUCCAUUCAAUAUCUGCUAAUAAACAAAGCUGAGGAAAGACA